GUCGUCGAGAGCCAAGGAGAAAAAGCAGAAGCGGCUGGAGGAACGAGCGGCCAUGGAUGCCGUGUGUGCGCGCGUGGAGAUGGCAAACAAGCUCAAGGACCCCCUGGCUCCGUUUCCUGCCUUCAGGAAGUACGACAGAAAGGGGAUUAACAUGCUGAUCGAGUGUAAGCGGGCGUUGGACCUGGACCCCCUCACUGUGGACUGGGCGGUGGAGCUGACUCGGACCAACAUGCAGGCCAUGUAUGAGCAGAUGAGUGAGUGGGGGUGGAAGGAGCGGGAGAAGCGGGCGGAGUUGACGGACGAGCGUGCGUGGUACCUGGUCGCGCGGGACGGGGGGGACGGACGCUGCCCGACGCCCUUCUCCCACUUCCGCUUCGACGUGGAGUGCGGGGAGGUCCUGUACUGUUACGAGGUUCAGCUGGAGUCCAGGGUGCGGAGGAAAGGACUGGGCAAGUUCCUGAUGCAGAUCCUACAGCUCCUGGCAAACAGCGCACAGAUGAAGAAGGUGAUGUUGACGGUUUUCAAGCACAACAGCGGUGCAUUCCACUUCUUCAGAGAGGCCAUGCAGUUCGACAUUGACGAAUCCUCGCCCAGCCUCACCGGAUGCUGCACGGACGACUGCACCUACGAGAUCCUGAGCCGACGGACGAAAUACGGCGAGCUCCCUCACCAGCACGGGGGCCAGCACUGCGGGGGCUGCUGCCACUGACCCUUCGGCCCUCCGUCCCAGCCCCGUACUAUCCCUACCUACUACCGGUGCCGCUCGCUCGGGGGGGGAAAGCCCCACUCCCCCCCCAAAACACACCGACGGCGGCUGCAAGAACGGAAACUGCAGGCGCCGGCUUCGAAGCGCAGGUGCAGGCACGAAGACGCCCGGAGGAACUCAGCGGGACGGGCG
Molecule: messenger RNA, 898 nt
Organism: Leucoraja erinaceus (little skate)
Lineage: Eukaryota; Metazoa; Chordata; Chondrichthyes; Rajiformes; Rajidae
Product: N-alpha-acetyltransferase 40-like
Cellular component (GO): nucleus
Molecular function (GO): histone H4 acetyltransferase activity; histone H2A acetyltransferase activity; protein N-terminal-serine acetyltransferase activity
Source: RefSeq, a predicted model, not a curated record